ACUGUUGCCGUUUUUUUUUUUGUGAUUGUAUGUUUUUCUGUGUGUCUUAUCUCCCAGGGCACAGUGUAGGCUAGGAACGCCACUGCUCCAACGUGCUUGAAAUAAACAGCGCUGUUCUUCUACAAUACAUCUAGGCAAGCAAACGGCAAACGAAAAUGGCACAUGAACUUAUUUUCAAAAACAUCGUUGUUGUUUAAACGUGCGUGCGCUGUUAACACAAAAAUAAUACUGAUGGAGUGCGAUUUGGAGUCCAGGGUGACUGCCGAAGCCAAAUGACGAUUCGCAUUUUUCCUUCGCUUGCGAGGUUCGACGCGUUAGCGAGACGCGGCUAAUUAGCUCGGCGAACACCGACGGCCUUCCCUUGAAACAAACGCCAAAACAAUGACGGGAAAAAAAGUUACCUCGUUCGCGCAUCGGGAGUUCGAAUCAUUUCUGCCGAGAAACGAGAAGUAAAAAGAAAAGUCCACGGGCGGGCGGACGUCACUCACGCCGAACGAACGAAACAAAUGAAGACAAACGUCGCUAGCUUGCAGGCGUUUCCAUGGAGUUAGUUCGCUGCGUUUUGGACACAGCCAAAAGUUGGAAUUUUAAGUAUCUGUCGGAAGACAACGGGGCCCCGGCCAGACACGACGUGAAAGAAAACGAAACGAAAGUCAGGAAAAAGUCGACUAGUGCAAACAAAAUUAAAAGAAAGCGGUUCGAACAAAGUCCUCGCGACGACGAUGACUGUCGAGUCCAGCUCCUUUCACAGAGAAUUUGUCAAAAUCGGGGCAAGAAAACGAGGCCCAACCACAAAGCAAGAAGGAUCUGAAGUUUCCGAUCAGCAGUGAACGCGACGUGAUGAGAUGGAAGGAGGGGAGGAGCUAUCUUGACAGUCUUGAGGAACGGAGUCAAAGGACGGACGGACGGACAAUCGAUCGAUCGACGUUUCUCAGCAGGAAUUCAAUCCGUUUCAGGGUUUUGGACGACUUCAUGUGAUUGGGAAAAAGAUGAAGAUGUUUGUCAUCUUCUUGGUUUUCUUGAACUAUGCUCCGUUCAUCUCAAACACAGAGACUCACAGCCUGAUGUACAUCUACACGGGGCUGUCGCAAGGGGCGCUGCGGCUGCCGGGCGCGCGGGAGUUCACCGCCAUGGGCGUGCUGGACGGUCAGGUCAUCGACUACUACGACAGCGGGGUCGAGAAGAAGGUCCCCAAGCAGGCGUGGAUGGAAAGUCAGAUGAGUGCCAACUACUGGAAGCAGGGCAGCCUGUCCAGGAGGAGCAAGCAGGAGUGGUUCAGGGUCAACGUGGACAUCCUGCUCCAACGCAUGGGACACAACCGCUCGGACGUGCACGUCCUCCAGUGGCGGCACGGCUGCCGCGGUGACCUGCGGCCCGACGGAGCGGUGGCCUUCCGCGGCGGCGUGGACUCCUACAGCUACGACGGCUCGGACUUCCUGUCCUUCCACCACGAGCGCUCCGAGUGGGUGGCGACGGCGGCGGCCGCGCAAGAGACCAAAAGGAAGUGGGACGAUGUGCCCAACCUCAAGGAUUACACCCGCGCGUACCUGGACAAAGAGUGCGUCACCUGGAUGAGCCGCUUUCUGGGCUACCGGAGCGACCGGGCGCGGCCUCCGCCGCCGCCGUCCGUCGUCAUGUUCGCUAAAAAGACGCGCUCCGAGAGCGGCACGGCGCUGCUGAGUUGCCACGCCAGCGGCUUCCCCUUCAAGGACGUCAGUCUGGAGAUCCGGCGCGACGGACGCACGCUGCUUGCGGAGGACGGCGUGGCGUCCACGGGCGUGCGACCCAACCAUGACUGGACCUUCCAAAGGCGGGACGGCGUGGAGGUUCUCCAAACGGACCGCGCCCGCUUCACCUGCGUUCUACGACAUCCGCCGUCCGGCCUUCGCGUGGAAACGCUUUGGGACGGCGAGGUUUGUGGCCGGUCCGCCGUGACCGUGGCCACGGCGGCGGGUCUGGGCGCGACGGCGCUCCUGGUCGCCGUUUCGGUCGCCGUGCUGGUGUGGCGCCGCUGCAAGAAAGGCAAAGGAGGCGCUAGGUGGCCGUGGAAACGGCCGAUCCGUCGGAUGCGUAAUGACGGUGAUGUUGUCGUCGUUGCGGGAAAGGAUGUUAACUGCCAACUAGACAGCCUGACGGGAUCGGGCCGGAUUUCCGACUCUUCUCUCUCCUCCGAUUCAGGCGUGGGGUCUGCGGAGAACGGCGCCGAGCACGCGGAAAAGCUGUUGACCGCCGAAUGAGCGACGGCUUGGAACGGGACGGGCCGAUACCAGUGGAAUUUUUGUCUUCCUUUGAACACUUUUG
This is a messenger RNA of Corythoichthys intestinalis (scribbled pipefish), 2301 nucleotides long. RefSeq names its product major histocompatibility complex class I-related gene protein-like. Gene Ontology annotation, cellular component: external side of plasma membrane. Bases 990 to 2237 code for a protein of 415 amino acids. Gene Ontology annotation, biological process: immune response. The transcript has 8 exons. NCBI's taxonomy places the organism in Eukaryota, Metazoa, Chordata, Actinopteri, Syngnathiformes, Syngnathidae. The record is from RefSeq and is a predicted model, not a curated record.